CGGAUGAGGUUCUCUAUCGAGAGUGCCUGAAGAACCACGCCGCCAGCCUCGGCGGCCACGCGCUGGACGGCUGCGGAGAAUUCAUGCCGUCGCUAACUGCUAACCCUGCCGACCCAACCUCCCUCAGAUGCGCGGCAUGCGGAUGUCAUAGAAAUUUUCACCGCCGGAUCGCCAUCCGCCACCGCGCGGCGGGCGCCGCGGCUUCCGGAGACGAUAGCCUUGAAGGAGAGGGCGAGCGCGACGGGCAGGAAGAUGAUGGCGAUGACGCCGAUGUGAACGAUUCUCGGCCAAGAAGCCCUAGCCCUACCCCACCUACAUACUUCUCUUCGGCUCCGCACAUGCUACUUGCUCUAAGCAACGGCGUACGGGAUGGGGAUUCGCCUGCAGUUGCCAGAAAAUCCUUCGCCAUCCCGACCCCCGUGGUUUCGUUGACGCCUCUAAGGAAGCGAUUUCGGACCAAAUUUAGCCCGGAGCAGAAGGACAGAAUGCUGGAGCUCUCUGAGAGACUUGGAUGGCGGCUACAGAAAAGAGAUGAAGAGUUAGUCGAAAAGUACUGCAGUGAAAUUGGAGUCGGAAAGGGGGUUUUCAAGGUAUGGAUGCACAAUAACAAGCACCAUUUGUUUGGGCAUUCGAGCUCUCGUAGGGGAGAAACGAUGGGUGGUGUUUCUCCUCCCGCCGCUGCGGCCGCCGCUUUAACUGGCGGUGGUGCGGGAGUGCUAAAGUUCGAUGAAAAUGGCAAUGCGAUGAAUGGUGCUUGUUGAAGAAAACCUCAGUUUUAUGACUUUGUUUUGCAUGUUAAUGCUGCUCAUAUUAUUGAAUUAGCUUCCUAGUGAUUCAGAUAGGAUUAGGAAGAAAGGUUCUGAGAGAGAAUGCCCACUGAGGUAGGGAUUGACUCACAAGGGAUCAAGGAUUUAAAUGAUUUCAUUAUGAUAAUUUUCUUUUAUGAUUGUUUUAAUGUGAAGAGGCAAAUGAUUAAUUGCCUCUGAUUUUGGGCGUCAUAUUAGUCCUCCAUUCAUUUCUAAGUGUUUUCGUUAGUUUUCUACGUAGACUUUUCUUGCUCUGCAGGGAGAGAACACCUCUAUAAAGUUCAACAACUUGUGAAUGUUUAGGCUAUGUUUUUAUCCUCGUCUUACUGCAGUGAGCACUGGGAAGCCAAAGGGAAGA
Phalaenopsis equestris is the source of this 1164-nucleotide messenger RNA. Its product is annotated as zinc-finger homeodomain protein 9-like. Gene Ontology annotation, molecular function: transcription cis-regulatory region binding; DNA-binding transcription factor activity. The record is from RefSeq and is a predicted model, not a curated record. Lineage: Eukaryota; Viridiplantae; Streptophyta; Magnoliopsida; Asparagales; Orchidaceae. Gene Ontology annotation, cellular component: nucleus. Gene Ontology annotation, biological process: regulation of developmental process; regulation of DNA-templated transcription.